UCACCACUCUCACUCACUUCUUCUACCUCUAAAUUCUCCCCUCUUACCUUUUCCUUUACUUUUUCUAGGGUUUUCACCUAUACUUUCACAUAUAUACCAUCUCACAUUUUUAUACUAGACCCAUGUUUCACACUCUAAGUCCAACUUAGCUGCUACUUCAUACAUUUGCAGGUCUUUUCUUGUUUUUUUUCUUUUUAGGAGAAAUGGGAGUUUAUAAUAUGCUGUUUACAACGGUAGUGGAUUUAUCAACGGCCAUGAUGAUAGUAGCGUUGGUGUUAGCUUAUCUCGUGUGGUUCAGAUCCACCACGCGGUCUUUAAAAGGGCCGCCCAAGGGGCCGCGGCUGUGGCCCGUUUUAGGCAGUCUCCCGGGCCUAAUCCAGAACAAUGGCCGCAUCCACGAGUGGAUCGCCGAUAACCUCCGAGCCUGCGGCGGAACCUACCAGACCUGCAUUUUCGCCCUCCCGUACCUGGCGCGGAAGCAGGGGCUCGUGACGGUCACGUGCGACCCCAAAAACCUAGAGCACAUUUUGAAGGUUAGGUUCGACAAUUACCCCAAGGGCCCCACCUGGCAGGCUGUGUUCCAUGACCUGCUCGGCGAGGGCAUCUUCAACUCAGAUGGAGACACGUGGCUGUUCCAGCGUAAGACCGCCGCACUGGAAUUCACCACCCGCACGCUGAGGCAAGCCAUGGCGCGCUGGGUCAGCCGCGCUAUUAAGAACCGCUUCUGCCCGAUUCUCGAAUCGGCUCAGCUCCAGGGCAAGCCGGUCGAUCUCCAGGACCUCCUGCUCCGGCUCACUUUUGACAACAUAUGCGGCUUGGCUUUUGGGAAGGAUCCUCAAACCCUGGCUCCGGACCUCCCCGAAAACAGCUUCGCCUCCGCCUUCGACAAUGCCACGGAGGCCUCGCUGCACCGGUUCAUUCUACCCGAGUUUAUUUGGAAGUUUAAGAAAUGGCUCCGGCUUGGGAUGGAGCUCAGCUUGAGCCAGAGCCUGAGACACGUGGACAGUUACUUGACCAAUGUGAUCAAUACACGUAAGCUCGAGCUGAGUCUGCAGCAGGAGAGCGGGGCCCAGCACGACGACUUGCUAUCGCGGUUUAUGAAAAAGAGGGAGACAUACAGUGAUAAAUUUCUGCAGCAAGUUGCGCUCAAUUUCAUCCUCGCCGGCCGCGACACUUCGUCGGUGGCGCUCAGCUGGUUCUUCUGGCUGCUCACGCUCAAUCCGGCGGCGGAGGAGAAGAUCCUAAUCGAGCUCUGCACGGUCCUCAAGGAGUCUCGCGGCGGCGAAAUUGCCAAUUGGCUCGCCGAUCCGCUGGUAUUCGAGGAGGUAGAUCGUCUGGUGUACCUCAAGGCGGCGCUAUCGGAGACGCUGAGGCUCUAUCCAUCGGUUCCGCAGGACUCGAAGCAUGUGAUCGCCGACGAUGUGUUGCCGGACGGGACAUUCGUACCGGCCGGAUCGAAUAUCACUUACUCGAUCUACUCGUCGGCGAGGAUGAAGUUCAUUUGGGGAGAAGAUUGCCUCGAAUUCAAGCCGGAGAGGUGGUUAUCGAAGGAUGAGAAGAAGUUUGAAGCCAAGGAUCAGUUCAAGUUCGUGGCGUUUAAUGCGGGGCCGAGGAUAUGCCUGGGGAAGGAUCUGGCGUACCUGCAGAUGAAGUCGAUCGCGGCGGCGCUGCUGCUCCGCCACCGCCUCGUGGUGGCGAAGGGGCACAAAGUAGAGCAGAAGAUGUCUCUGACGCUGUUCAUGAAAGACGGGCUAAAGGUAAAUGUGCAUCCUAGGGAUUUAACCCUAAUUAUGGACAAAAUUGGGAAAAACGGAUAUUGAUUGAUUAGGAUAAUUAGUUCCUACUUUGUGAAUAGGAUGAUGAUGCAUAAUAAUUUUAUACUAGUAAUUUCGUGAUUCACUGUGAUGGGUACCUUAAUUAGAAGAGGGGGCAACUAAUCACAGCCUAAAAAGAUUUGAGGUUGGGUGAUUAGUAUGACUAAUAAAUAUGAAGGUGCCCCUCACAAUGAAUCAACAAUUUGGGUCUAUUUCGUCUUCAUGGUUUUUGCCUUUGUCAAAUUAAAUUACAGUCUUUUGUAUUGUUUUUUUUCUUUAGAUUAUUAGCACUAUAUUAUAGAAUGUAAUUUUCUUUAUAUUUGAAAUAAGGAAUAAAAUGUUGAGCGAAUUUGACCUUUCUGGCAA
Messenger RNA from Salvia splendens (bonfire salvia), 2180 nucleotides. RefSeq names its product cytochrome P450 86A22. The coding region runs from base 204 to 1820 and encodes 538 amino acids. The transcript has a single exon. The record is from RefSeq and is a predicted model, not a curated record. Gene Ontology annotation, molecular function: monooxygenase activity; iron ion binding; heme binding. NCBI's taxonomy places the organism in Eukaryota, Viridiplantae, Streptophyta, Magnoliopsida, Lamiales, Lamiaceae.